GAAGGUGGACUGCGUCUGGGGUGCGGGUGGGGGGUCCUGGACCUUUGGAUGAGGUGCCAUCCUGGCUAGGGAGGAUUCCUGGCUAGCGAGGAUUCCUGGCUACUGCCCCCCUUGUGCUUGGCUGCGCCUGGGGAGAUCGGCUUAUUCCCUCUCUCCCUGGGGUCCUGUGGCAGCAGGGGCUUGGGACAUGGGACCUCUGGGGACCUCCAGGUCUUGUUUUUCUGUCCCAGCCAACUGGUGCUGGAGGCUCAGCUACCCCAAAAGCUCAUGCAGAGGAAGGACAGGAGGAGCGCCCCAUGGUGGUGGGUUUGGCUCCCCUGUUUGCUUGCCGUGGCCUCGGUGAAGCCUUUGUCCAUGUCUGUGCAGAUUAUGCAGACCAGCCCCUGGAGAAGCCUUUGAAGCUGGUCCUUAAGGUUGGGGGGAGUGAAGUGACUGAACUCUCGGGAUCUGGCCACGACUCCAGUUACUACGACGACAGGUCCGACCACGAGCGAGAGAGACACAAAGAAAAGAAGAAGAAAAAGAAGAAGAAGUCAGAGAAGGAAAAGCGUCUUGAUGAUGAAGAAAGGAGGAAGCGGAAGGAGGAGAAAAAACGGAAACGAGAAAAAGAACACUGUGACACCGAGGGGGAAGCCGACGACUUUGACCCAGGCAAGAAGGUGGAGGUGGAAGCGCCCCCUGAUCGGCCCGUGAGAGCCUGCCGGACACAGCCAGCUGAGAACGAGAGCACUCCAAUCCAGCAGCUACUGGAGCACUUCCUCCGGCAGCUCCAGAGGAAGGACCCUCAUGGGUUCUUUGCCUUCCCUGUCACGGAUGCAAUCGCUCCUGGGUACUCCAUGAUCAUCAAACACCCGAUGGACUUUGGCACAAUGAGGGACAAGAUUGUGGCAAAUGAGUACAAGUCAGUCACAGAAUUCAAGGCAGAUUUCAAACUGAUGUGUGACAAUGCGAUGACAUACAACCGACCAGACACUGUGUACUACAAGCUUGCCAAGAAGAUCCUGCAUGCCGGCUUCAAGAUGAUGAGCAAGGAGCGGCUGCUAGCUCUGAGGCGCAGCAUGUCGUUCAUGCAGGACAUGGAUUUCUCUCAGCAGGCAGCUCUUCUGGGCAGCGGAGAGGCCGCUGUUGAGGAACCUGCUCCCGAGGUUGCACCGGUCCAAGUAGAAACGGCCAAGAGAGCCAGAAAGCCGAGUAGAGAGGUCAUGAGCUGCGUGUUUGAGCCUGAAGGCAAUGCAUGCAGUCUGACAGACAGUACUGCCGAGGAACAUGUGCUGGCGCUCGUGGAGCAUGCGGCGGACGAGGCUCGCGAUAGGAUUAACCGCUUCCUUCCUGGUGGCAAGAUGGGCUACCUGAAGAAGCUCUGUGAUGGAAGCCUGCUCUACAGCGUUGUCAAUGCGGCUGAGCCGGAUGCUGAUGAGGAGGAGACGCACCCUGUGGACCUGAGCUCCCUUUCCAGCAAGCUGCUCCCAGGUUUCACCACGUUGGGCUUCAAGGACGAGAGAAGGAACAAAGUCACGUUUCUCUCCAGUGCCAGUACUGCUCUCUCCAUGCAGAAUAACUCGGUGUUUGGGGACUUGAAAUCGGAUGAGACUGAGCUGCUGUAUUCAGCCUACGGGGAUGAGACGGGCGUGCAGUGUGCACUCAGCCUGCAGGAGUUUGUGAAGGAUGCUGGGAGCUACAGUAAAAAGAUGGUGGAUGACCUGCUGGACCAGAUCACUGGGGGAGACCACUCGAGGAUGCUGUUCCAGCUGAAGCAGAGGAGAAACAUCCGCACGAAGCCUCCAGAUGACGUGAAGGUUGGGGAUACGCUGGGAGACAGCAGUGCUUCCUCCCUGGACUUCACCUCCAUGAGGCCAUGCCCUGAGGUCUCCCUGGAUAUCUCCAUGAUCGGUACCCUGGGAAAAGUAAAGAAGGAGCUGCACCAUGAGGACGGCCACCUUAGCCUGGACGAGACAACGAAGCUCCUGCAGGACCUGCACGAAGCACAGGCCGAGCGGGGGGGCUCCCGGCCCUCGUCCAACCUCAGCUCCUUGUCCAAUGCCUCCGAGCGGGAUGCCCAUCACCUGGGAAGCCCUUCUCACCUCAGCGUCGGGGAGCAGCCCGAUGGGACACAUGACCCUUACGAGUUUCUUCAGUCACCAGAGCCCGCAGCCUCCGCCAAGAAUUAGCCUCAUCGCAGUCUCCAGCUGUCUCAUUGGAGAGUUAAGUUGCACGCACAUUUCUGUCGUGAGACAAAGACUUGCCCACCUUGGUGUGUGGGACUCAACGCCUGGAGUGAACUGUGACCCACUGGGCCUCAUCAUGGAUUCUGGGUGUGACUGGUGCCUUGGGCUGCCUGGGGCAGGCAGUGUCUGCACACACAUCCACAUUGCCCUGGGAGGCUGUCCUUGCAUGUCCCAUCACACACCCCCAUUGCCUGGCAGGCCAUGGCAGGGUCCCCGGGGCCAGUCUGAGGUGGAGCUGUGGCCCUGUUGCCGUUUGGUGAAUGAGCUUGCGAAAGGAGUGCACACGGGCCUGUGUUGUUGCUGAUACCUGCUGCCCCUCCGUGCAGUGCUGUGAGCACAAAUAAAGAGAUGCAAGGAGCACUUGGGGUGUGCCCCCGGGCGCCUGUGCGUGGGGACACCCAGGGCAUCCAUCAUCCCAGGGUGGGUGCAGGUUGGUGCUCAGUGGGCAACAGGCACGUCUAGCUAGAGCUCUGGGCUGUGGGAGGAUCCUCAGAAAGGUCUGUAGGUGAAGGAUCAGAAGCAGCCUUGCCCGUAGAGAAGAAAAGGUAUCAGUUAGAGAGUGGUGGGGCACACAGAGGGGAGCUGGCUUGUGUCUGCUGGGGUGUCCCUGGCCUCCCAUGCUUGCUCCUUGGCCUAGGUCGGCUCCCCAGGUAGCCAGAAAGUGGACAGUGGGCCCCAUGUCACUCUGGCAGGACAUCUCCAGGGUUGAAGUGGCCUGGAGUUCCAUGCCUUGCUCCCAAGCACAGCCUAUCAGGACAGCUCCUGGCUAGGGGCCCGUCUGUGUGCAGUGAUCACACAGGCCUUGGGCAGCCCUGCCCAGGACUUGGAUUCCCAACCUGGCCUGCUGUUCGGAAUGGAAGGGAGGAACUAUCAAGUCACAUGGCAUAAAUUCACCACCACUUGCAGUGGCAUGUGCAGCCAUCACCUCUCAGGUUCCUCAGCAAUCCGCUCUGAUAGGGGAGACCCUUGGGCACUCAUCUCCCACCUGGGAAUACCUGAUAGGUACCAGUCUCUGGUCAGCGUCUUGGGCAUGGGCAUCAGUGGACAGCAGGUGCCUCUUUGUGACUGCGUUGCUGAGUGUGUCUUCAUGGGUCAUUCCUGUGUAGCCAUGUGACUGUGGCCACUCCUGAGGG
Ochotona curzoniae (black-lipped pika) is the source of this 3358-nucleotide messenger RNA. RefSeq names its product bromodomain containing 9 (gene BRD9). Gene Ontology annotation, biological process: regulation of transcription by RNA polymerase II. The record is from RefSeq and is a predicted model, not a curated record. The transcript has 15 exons. Lineage: Eukaryota; Metazoa; Chordata; Mammalia; Lagomorpha; Ochotonidae. Gene Ontology annotation, cellular component: nucleus. Bases 297 to 2168 code for a protein of 623 amino acids.